AUGGAGUCCCCCGCCGUUCCGGUCCCGCUCGACCCGCGGGAGCAGCCCAUUCUCGAAUGCCUUCUCCGAACCCGUGAUUCCCUUCUUCUCUUGAAGCAAGACAAGUCAUCAUAUAUCAAAUCUCGCGAUGUGUUACCGCUUUACGAGGAGGUCAUCGGACAGGUGGAAAAUCUCAAUGCUGCCCGCAAGGAGAAAGAGCGCUCCGCGCGCUCGGUUCACAAUCGCUUGGACUACGUCCUUGAUGACUGCUUUCAGUUGAUCUCACUUCUUUUUUUGACUGUGGGUAGAAACAAUGAAGCUCCAGCAGUUUACUCUCUAGCAACUACGAUUCAGCGCCUGCUCGAUCACCUUGAAGAGGCCGGAUUCUACAGCUCCAAAGAUUUGAACUCCAUUACCAAGACUCUUGAAUCCCUCCGUGAAACUCUCGAUCGCGGCCGCAAUAACUAUUCCCCCGCUCUUUUGACGCUUCUUGAAAGUCGCCUGGCAGAAUGCCAGAUCUCUCUAGACAAGCUACAGAAGGGACUUGCGUUGCUUCCCCUGGAUUGGCGCAAACACAUGAGACAUUGGUCUCUAUCUUGCGAUCUACAUCUGCAGUUAAUACUCGCUCCAAAGUGCUUUUCGAAGACGGAAGUGAACAACCUUCGGGAACAGUUGAAGAAGAUUGAAGACACCCAGAAAGACGGCAAUUUCGUGGACGCCGAUGGUGUUCCCUAUGCUGGCCAAGAUGACCUCAAGUCCUUGAUGCAUCGGUGCUGGCGAUGGACCGAAAUUGUUCUGGAGCGUGAGGGCAAAAUCAAUGAACGUUUCCAGGAGCAAUACGAUCGCCUCCUUGAAAUCCGCAAUCAAUUGGACCGACUUUCUGUGACACAAGCCUGGUCCCUACGGGAGACGGAUCUAUUUGGUUAUCAGCGCAAACUCGAUAGAAUCGACGAGGCACGAGUCAAUGGUAAUUUUGUCGAUGCUGAGGGCCAACCAGCUGACCUUCACGCCCAACGAACAUUGUUGUAUCUUAUUCGACGCAGUUACGCCUACAUUUACGCCCUCCUUAUUUCAUCGGAGCCCGUUUCGGAGGCCUUGCUGCCCGUAUACAACCAAUUGCAGACCCUCCGCCGGUGUCUCAUUGAAGUUAAGGAGUCUGGUGGUGUAUCCAAUUCCCGUGAAUUAUAUCCCUACAGUAUGAAGCUCAACUCGAUCGAUAACAUGCGCAUUGACGGCAAAUUCUAUGUCGGUCCCGAUAUCCCAGAGGGCCAAGGAAGCGUCAACGCCCUGCUGGCAGAGUGCUACGACCUCGUGUGGGAAUUGCGAGCUGCGGUGGUAGACGAAGAACAGCAGUCUUAA
Messenger RNA from Penicillium maclennaniae, 1338 nucleotides. RefSeq lists its product as uncharacterized. The coding region runs from base 1 to 1338 and encodes 445 amino acids. The record is from RefSeq and is a predicted model, not a curated record. The transcript has 8 exons. Gene Ontology annotation, cellular component: cytoplasm; nucleus. NCBI's taxonomy places the organism in Eukaryota, Fungi, Ascomycota, Eurotiomycetes, Eurotiales, Aspergillaceae.